This is a messenger RNA of Neopelma chrysocephalum (saffron-crested tyrant-manakin), 4466 nucleotides long. It is a transcript of the gene PLEKHG5, whose product is annotated as pleckstrin homology and RhoGEF domain containing G5. Gene Ontology annotation, molecular function: guanyl-nucleotide exchange factor activity. NCBI's taxonomy places the organism in Eukaryota, Metazoa, Chordata, Aves, Passeriformes, Pipridae. The coding region runs from base 154 to 3180 and encodes 1008 amino acids. The transcript has 20 exons. Gene Ontology annotation, cellular component: axon; endocytic vesicle; plasma membrane. Gene Ontology annotation, biological process: endothelial cell migration; Rho protein signal transduction. The record is from RefSeq and is a predicted model, not a curated record.
CCAGCAGAGGAGACAGUGCUGCGCUGCCAGAACCCCAACUGCGCCGGUGAGAGGAGGGCAGCCAAGGAAUGCCACCACGUGGAGUGCCGGCAGCUGAGCCGCAGCGGCCCCCUCAGCCUGUGUGAGGUCUGUGACGGCCGCCUCCAUGGCGCCAUGCACUUCGACGGCCACAUCCGCUUCGACCUGCCCCCGCAAGGCUCCAUCCUGGCCCGCAACAUGUCAACGCGCUCGUGCCCCCCACGCACCAGCCCUGCCUCCGAUGUGGAGGAGGAAGAGGAAGGUCCAGCAGAGAGCAGAGGGGAACGCAGGAGCUCGGCACUGAAGCUGCCCAAAAAGAAGGCUUGGCGCAGGCACACAGACGACCCUAGCAAGGAGUGCUUCACCCUGAAGUUCGACCUUAGCGUCGACAUGGAGGCAGAGAUUGUGCCGGCUGUGAAGAAGAAGUCGCUGGGGGAGGUGCUGCUGCCGGUGUUCGAGAGGAAGGCGAUCGAGCUGGGCAAGGUGGACAUCUACCUGGACCAGUCCCACACCCCCCUGUCCCUGCAGUUCGAGGCGUUCCGCUUCGGGGGGCACUACCUGCGGGUGAAAGCCAAGCCUGGGGAUGAGUUGAAGGUGGAGCAGGCAGUGCGGGACGCCAGGUCGGCCAGCCUGCCCAUCCUGCACCCUGCCAGCACCGCUGCAGUCCUCGGGCCAGUCCUGGAGCCACUGCCAGGGUGCCGAGAGGGCACUGACAGCCUGGCUCUUAGCCGGCGGAGGAAGAACAUGACGGAGUUCCUGGGGGACACCAGCAUUCCCAGCCCUGAGCUGGCCCUGCACAUCGGCAGCUCCCUGCCCACCAAUGGCACCGACACCUGGAAGAACCGCGCUGCCAGCCGCUUCAGCGGCUUCUUCGGCUCUGGCACCAGCGUGGGCUCCUUCGGGCGGGAGACUGAGAAGCUGGAGCAGCUGGCGAACAGGCUGCACGCCUACGGCACCUUCGGGCUGCCCAAGCUGCCGCCCCAGCUCCGCUUUGACCGCGACUCCUGGGAGGAGGAUGGGGAUGAGGCUGGGCUGGCACUGGAGGACAGCUGGCAGCAGAUCAUCCAGGGAGCAGAGGCCCUGUCACGCCGGCAGUGCCACCAGCAGGAAGCCAUCUGGGAGCUACUGCACACCGAGGCCACCUACAUCCGCAAGCUCAGAGUCAUCACCGAUCUCUUCCUCUGCUGCCUGCUGAACCUGCAGGAAUCAGGGCUGCUCUGUGAGGUGGAUGUCGAGCGGCUCUUCAGCAACAUUGGGGAGAUCAUCCGGCUGCACUGCGAGCUGUGGCGCAGCGUCAUGGCCCCGGUGCUGGCCAAGGCACGACGGACCGGGGCACUGCUCGACCCCAUUGACUUCCUCAAUGGCUUCAAGACGUUCGGGUCCCUCUUCAAGCCCUACGUGCGGUACUGCAUGGAGGAGGAGGGAUGCAUGGAGUACAUGCGGGCACUGCUGCGGGACAGCGAGCUCUUCCGCACCUAUGUGACGUGGGCCGAAAAGCACGAGCAGUGCAGCCGUCUGAAGCUGAGCGACAUGCUGGUGAAGCCCCACCAACGCCUCACCAAGUACCCGCUGCUCCUCAAGUCCGUGCUGAAGAAGACAGAUGACCCACGUGCCCGUGACGCCAUUACCACCAUGAUCAGCUCUGUGGAGCGCUUCAUCAACGACGUCAACUCGCGGAUGCGCCAGCGGCAGGAGCGGCAGCGCCUGGCCACCAUCCUCAGCCGCAUCGACACCUACGAGGUGGUGGAGGGCAGCACAGAUGAGGUGGACAAGCUACUGAAGGAAUUCCUGCGGCUGGACCUGACAGCCCCCAUCCCCGGCACCUCCCCAGAGGACACCCGGCAGCUCCUCCUCGAGGGCAGCCUGCGCAUGCGGGAAGGUAAAGACAGCAAGAUGGACGUCUACUGUUUCCUCUUCACUGACCUCUUCCUCAUCACCAAGCCCCUAAAGAAGGCUGAGCGCACCAAGGUGGUCCGGCAGCCCUUGCUGGUGGACAAGGUUGUCUGCCGAGAGCUCAGGGACCCAGGCUCCUUCCUUCUCAUCUACCUGAACGAGCUGGGGAGCGCUGUGGCUGCCUACACCUUCCAGGCCAGCGGGCAGUCCUUGUGCCGCAGCUGGGUCGAGGCGGUGCGCAAUGCCCAGGUGAGGGGCACGGGGCUGCGCAGGGGACCUGCAGGUGCCCUGUGCACAACCUGCUCCUCGCUGAUGCCUCCCCUUUCCCAGAACCUGCUGCAGCAGCUGCGGCAGCGCCGGUGCAUGGAAGAGGAGGAGGAGGAGGAGGAGGACGGCGGGAGCGGCACCUCAGCUGCCAGUUCACCUACCAUCCUGCGCCGCAGCAGUGCCAGCCCAGACUCACAGCAGUGCCCCUCUGACGGUUCCACUGAGACGCUCGCCAUGGUGGCAGCAGACGGCGGUGAUGAGCUCUCCUCCCCAGACUGGGACACGGGACCCUUCAGAUCGACCUCAGACAGCUCCUCCGUUGGCACCAGCACCUCCAUCAGCACCGGCACCUCUGCGGACACCUCCACCGAGACCCCCACCCAGGAGCUGCCUGCAGGCGUCCUGCCUGUGCCCCUGCCCCAUGGCAUGGCCUCCCCGGCUGGCGGCUGCCGCUCGUCCUCCAUCGACAGUGCCUAUGGCACGCUCUCACCUGCCUCCCUGCGGGACUUCGCCCAGCAGCCAGAGGGGGUGGCUGAGGAGGGGCGGGAGCCCUCCCUGGCCCCCCCAGCCCCACGGCCCCCCUCGCCCCGGCUGCGCCGCCGCACCCCAGUGCAGCUCCUGCCCUGCCCGGCCAGGGUGCUUAAGUCCAAGUCAGAGGCCAGCCUGCCACAGCUCCUGUCCCCCACUUCCCCAGGCCCCUUAAGCCAGAGCCGCAGCCUCUCUGACCUCUCUGCUGGCUCUCCCCAGACUAACCAAGCCCCUGUGCCCCCAGCUGCCUCUGGCAGCAGUGGCAGCUCCACAUCCGAGCUCUCGGAGCCUGAGGAGCCAGUGGAGAGCCCAACCUCUGUCCCAGGGGAGCUCAGGCGUGACCCCCCCCCUCCUGCCCACCGGACCCUCUCGGACCCGCAGUCGGCACGGCACCGCAAGCUGACGCUGGCGCAGCUGUACCGGAUCCACGCCACGCUGAUGCUCAACUCCACGCUGACGGCCUCGGAGGUCUGAGAGCCGCUGGCAUGGAAAGCACAGACGCGCAGAUGCACCGAGGAGCUGCUCCUGCUUCUAACCAUAGCGUAAUGCCAGGGCUGGGCAGAGCGAGCACUGGGAUGCCACGCUGGUGGGGACACGGAUGGGGAUGCAGACCAGUCGCCUUGGCGAGGACGUGCUCUGGGCACGGCAGUGCGGGGCUGGACAUGGCACAUGGCUUGUGCUGGACCCUCGUCCACAGAGACACGGGUUGUUGGGCAGGGGGCCCUGGGGCCGUGGGGGGCUGCGGGGGGCUGUGGGGCAGCUCCUGUGGGCGACGAAGGGAUGACAAUGUCGGCAAUGGUGAGUGGGGAAGAUGCUGAGAGGGAUGCAGUGCCAGGGGCAUGGUGCUGCAGGCGGUGCAGGGAGGAGGCUGGGGCUGGUGGCAGGAGGGGACAGUGCGGGGCUGGGGUGGGUUUGCCCUGUGUGGUGGCAGUAGGUGGCAGUGCCCAAGGCCAGAGUAUGAGAGUUGUGGUGGGAGCCCCCCCAUGCCAGGCUGCACUCCACGUCCCAGCUGAGCAAUAAACCCAGCUGGUACACGCUCGCGCCCGCCUCGCCUCUCCUUCAGCCACAGCAGCACCCAGGGCUGGGCAGCACUGGGGUGGGUGAGGCACAGCUGAGGGAGCCCCAUGGGGGCAGGCGAAGAGGGGACUGGGGCCAGUUUCAGCCUCCUGUUCCAGGGCUCAGGAUGGAGAUGGAGCCCUGGGGUGGGGGUCAGCGCUGCUCCCUGCAUGCUGUACAUCCCCCCCACCAACCCCCGCUACCCUGGGUUUGUGCCAGCGGGUGAGGGAGGGCGGCGGCACUCCUGUCAUGUGGUUUCAUAUCCCCUGGACUCAUUUCCAAAAAAGCAUUUCCUCCUGCUGCGGUCGGGUGUAAAAGCCUGUGUGGGGAGGGCUGGCGCUCACUCACCACGCGUCGCGUGCUGCUGGCGGUGGCCAUGGGGUGCCGGGGCACCCUGCCUGGGCACUGAGCUGCCCUGACGCCCACCUGCGCCCGCCACCCCGGUCCCCUCACUGCCCUGGCAUGAACCAGCCACAUCGACCACAAGGAUGAAGUGUUGCUGCCCUGGGGUGGCUUGGGUGAGUGUGCCGACACGCGGGUCCCAUGGAGCCCUGACACCAGCUGUGGGGUGCCCCAGGGCCACAGCUGAAAUGGGUCUGGAGGAGGGAGGGAGGAAGGUGGAGUGACUCCAGUGUCAAACGUGCCAAACACGCUUGCCCCUCUGGCUAACAUCUGGGACUGGUCUCUGCUGCACCGAAGCACCC